CUUCUGAGGGGACCGGGGCGGGUGUGGGUGUCGCGGCUUAGGGUUCCUGUGGGGAAGAGGAAGGUCCCUACCCCACCCCGACCAGAAGGGCGCCGGCGAGGGGGUGGCGCGCAACACGUGCCUGUGUGAGGGAAAGACUCUUCCCCCUCGCUGCCCUGCUCACUUUCCUCACGGGCACCUUCAUUUCCCUCCCCCAACCGGACUCACAACAGACCUGUGAGAAUGGCAAAGAAAAGAAAAGCUGCUGACAUGAAGACAGAAAAGAAAAAGGAAGAAAUGAAGCAUCACUUGGCAGAAAAGAAAAAGGAAAAAAUGAAGCAUCUCAUAUCAGAAAAGGAGCAACAGGUCGAUGAACCUAAGUUGAAAAAACAGAAUCUGGAGAUGGAGCCGAACCAUUCCCCACAACACGCAGGAGAGAACUACAGGAGGGAAAAGAAACCGGAGGAGGAUACAGAUGAAGAACUUUCUCCAGAGGAAAAGAGGACGUUGGAAAGAAAGCUGAAGAAAGAGCGCAAGAAGGAAGAAAAGAGAUUAAUGCGAGAAAAAGGGAUCGUAGUUAAGAAAGUAGAACCUAAGAAACCAUCACCAUCAGAGUUGGCACUAAACUAUUUAACUAGGUAAGUUCAAUAGCUUUGAAGAUUCC
This is a messenger RNA of Podarcis muralis (Common wall lizard), 643 nucleotides long. RefSeq names its product cholesin (gene CHLSN). NCBI's taxonomy places the organism in Eukaryota, Metazoa, Chordata, Lepidosauria, Squamata, Lacertidae. The record is from RefSeq and is a predicted model, not a curated record.